AUGCCUUACCAAAAGAAGAAUAUGCUCGAAGAGGCAAAAUCUCACUAUAUUGAAGCCUUGUCCAUCUUCAACGAAGAGAAUUCCAACAGAAAUAUGGAAAGUUGCCUAAAAGCUACAAUGGGCUUAGGUAAAAUCCUUUCACCAUCAGACACAAGCAGUGAGGUACAAUCACAUGUGUCAAGGUUUAUCUGCUUCCGUCCUAAGCCACCAAGUGUAAACGAAGUCGAGGAGAUGUCCAUAAACGAUUCGGAAUCCCCUGGUGCCUCUGAGUUUGAUAGGAGAAAUGUCGUAAACUCAAAACUUCUAUCUGCUCCAAAUGGUAUUGUGAGAUUAAAGGAUACAGGUUGUGCCAAGACAGGUUUUACCAUGGAAGUGGGCUUCUGCAGCGUAGAAUGUGAACAGAGUGCAAAGAAUCGAGCCAAAUUGUCAGAAGAUGGGAAUAAACACAUUUUUGAUUGUCAGGGUCGUUGUCCUUUCAUUAUUUUCAAUGACACAUGCGAACUGCCCCAUUUGGCCUUCAACUGUCUCUCGAAGAUCCCACCAAAUAAGCUUCUGGACUACAUCUGUUCUACUGGUUCUUACACUAAAGGAAACGGUCAUCAGGCCUUCCAAGAAACAGCCGUGACUCAACGUGUUCCCCCAACGGUUUUCGAUCCUUCUGAUUACUCAUCAAUCGCUUUUCUAUUUACUGGUCCAGAAAAACGUCUACCUGGUUAUCUGCUGGAAUUAACUAUAGCUGCUGUUUUUUUAACUUACUGUCUCCACCUCGGAGGGUACCCAAUGAAAUGGUUUAAUGAAACCGACGCAUUCUUCCGCGAGCCCUCGACCGUCAAUCGACCUGACAUUAUUCCAGCAAGUUGGAUUGCAGCCUGUAUGCUUUACCAUCUUCAAGCCGCAGAAAUCAACGAUUUUCAUAAUGUUGAGAUUAUAGCAGAAGAAGUGCUUUCAACUUCGCCAACAUAUGAAAAGUUUGGCAUCUCUAUUUAUCCAACUAUCUCUCUUAUCAAUCACUCCUGCGACCCCACAGCUUCUGCUCUAAUGUCUGACAAGGGAAUCAUGAUAAUUUAUGCCAUGCAGUCCCUUUCUGCUGGAAGCGAGCUUUCCAUAAAAUAUCAUUCGUAUUUCUACGAGCAAUCGACGCAAGAAAGGCAGAAAUGUCUUAAGUUUCAAUAUCAUUUUCAUUGUAUCUGCGAAGCUUGCCUCCAUGACUGGAAUCAAAGGUCGUUGGAGGGACCGGAAAGACUUGUAUGCCAAAAAUGUGGAAAUUUCUUCAGUGAAGACGCAAAAGAAUGCCCAAUGUGCGGAUCAAAAGAAUGUCUUCUGAUGUUAAAGGACUUACGUAACCAACUACUUCCGCAAUUAGACCGGUAUCUGAAAAAGAACAUUUGUACGCCUGAGGAAUCAAAUCUUGCA
Rodentolepis nana is the source of this 1413-nucleotide messenger RNA. The record is from the annotation of a GenBank genome assembly. NCBI's taxonomy places the organism in Eukaryota, Metazoa, Platyhelminthes, Cestoda, Cyclophyllidea, Hymenolepididae.